Molecule: messenger RNA, 1137 nt
Organism: Trichoderma virens Gv29-8
Lineage: Eukaryota; Fungi; Ascomycota; Sordariomycetes; Hypocreales; Hypocreaceae
Exons: 1
Coding region: 82-1137 (351 amino acids)
Biological process (GO): regulation of signal transduction; regulation of dephosphorylation
Cellular component (GO): cytosol
Molecular function (GO): protein phosphatase 2A binding
Source: RefSeq, a predicted model, not a curated record
AGCAAAAACAAAGACGUUGAAAUAAUUCCCGACAUCUCCGCCAUACGAUCUCGAACUUAAACCUCCCGAGCUCCAGCCACCAUGGCUUCGUCCGACGAGCCGCAAUCCCUCCGCGCCGUUUUCGAGGCCGCCGAAGACAAGCGUCAAGAGGUCAACGAAGCUCCCAGCGCCACGUCUCCCAAGUACGCAGAGGAUCUCGCCGCUGCGCUGAAGCUGUACACACAGGCGCUCGACCAGAUCGCGGCGCUGUCGCUCUUCUCGGCCAACGAGGGCGUCGAGGACGUGGCGACCUCGUCGCUGCCGUAUCUGCUGGUGGACUUUUACUUGGCGGAGCUGGUGCAGCGGACGCCGCAUCUGGCGCCCAAGGAGCGGCUGCAGGUGCUUGCAAGGGCGAGGGCCUCGUAUGAGCGGUUUUUGAGCGCGGUGGAUGGGUAUGGCCUGGUGACGGGCUCGUACGGCAAGCUGCUGGAGCGGUAUCGCGACGACGAGGAGGCGUUUGUGGCUGUGGCGGGCGACAUGGCGGCGAAGAGAGAGGGCAAGAUUGCGAAUUUCAAGGCGGAAAAGGCGCUCCGGGAGAAGCUCGAGACGCUGAAGCGCAACCCGCGGUACCUCGAGCACGGCGACGAGGAGCUCGUGCGCAAGGUGCACCUCACCAGCAUCCAGUUCGCCGUCCACAACACGUUCCAGGCGCUCGACUCGCUCAACCGCGAGCUGCCGCUGCUUCGAUCCGCGCCCUCGCCAACCGCCGCCCCGAAAGCUUCCGGCAACGACCCUACAGACACGUCCUUCCGUCUCGACCAGCCUCUCAGCCAGCUCCGUCCCGGCACCGGCGGUCCAUUGCUCUCGACAAAGGGAAAGCCUCUCCAGCCCUUCACCCUGGUGGGCUCCCGCGCCGAUCUCGCCAAGGGGGUGUUCCGCCCAGGUCACAAUCUGCCCACCAUGUCGAUAGACGAGUACCUCGAGGAGGAGCGACGCCGGGGCGGCAUCAUCGAGGGCGGCGGCACGGAGCCUCCGAAGCAGGAGGUCGAUGAGGACGACAUGGAGGCUGUUGAUCGGGAGACGUACAAGGCGAGGAAAUGGGAUGAUUUCACGGAUGAUAACAGGAAAGGAUCGGGAAAUACGCUUAACAUGGGCUGA